Trichoplax adhaerens is the source of this 348-nucleotide messenger RNA. RefSeq lists its product as uncharacterized. The record is from RefSeq and is a predicted model, not a curated record. Bases 1 to 348 code for a protein of 115 amino acids. NCBI's taxonomy places the organism in Eukaryota, Metazoa, Placozoa, Uniplacotomia, Trichoplacea, Trichoplacidae. The transcript has 5 exons.
AUGGCUGAUGAACCUUUCGAUAGUUGGGAAGAAGCGGCAGAAUCACAAAAUUUUGAGAAGAAAUUAGACCAGAUUGAACGUAAGCAACGAGAAAAGGACACAAAAACAAAAACUAUUCCAAAUGUGCCAUCAGAUACUGUUAUUGUUGAAGAAGAUUCUAGAUCGACAGCCUUUCAACCUCAGAUUCGCAUUCUAAAACGAGGUGCUGAACAAGGAGGCCAACGUCCGAUACAUUCUACAGUUAAUCCUGUUCAGCCACAACAAAAGACCUUGGCUGAAAGAGAGGCCGAAUAUGCUGCCGCUAGGGCUCGGAUUCUGGGUUCGGAUGCUGAAACUGGUCCUAGAUAG